Halteromyces radiatus is the source of this 1318-nucleotide messenger RNA. RefSeq names its product WD40-repeat-containing domain protein. Gene Ontology annotation, molecular function: RNA binding; ubiquitin binding. The record is from RefSeq and is a predicted model, not a curated record. The coding region runs from base 114 to 1106 and encodes 330 amino acids. Gene Ontology annotation, biological process: transcription-dependent tethering of RNA polymerase II gene DNA at nuclear periphery; RNA export from nucleus. NCBI's taxonomy places the organism in Eukaryota, Fungi, Mucoromycota, Mucoromycetes, Mucorales, Cunninghamellaceae. Gene Ontology annotation, cellular component: nuclear pore. The transcript has 7 exons.
CUCGAAGACGCGGUUUACAUUGUAAAAGACUUCCUGCGGUUCUUUAUUUUAUUGCCUUUGUUUUUUUUUCCUCUUUUUCUCUUUUUUUCAUAUAUUUUCUUUAUAUCAUCAUCAUGGAUCCUAAAGAUUUCGAAGUUGCCAAUGCUCCUACUGAUGGUAUUUCUGCCUUGGAUUUUUCUCCUCAAGCCGAUUAUUUAGCAGCUUCCUCAUGGGAUAACCAAGUACGGAUAUAUGAAGUGCAACCUUCUGGUAAUACUAUUCCCAAAGCAGCUUAUUCUCAUGAAGGUCCAGUAUUAGAUGUUACUUGGAGCAAGGAUGGAACAAAAUUAGUUUCUGGUGGCGCAGAUAAGGCUGGACGAUUAUUUGAUAUAAGUACAGGACAGAGCAGUCAAAUUGCAGAACAUAGUGAACCUAUCAAAUGUGUCAAGUUUAUCGAUCAAGGACAAAAUAUUGUAGCAACAGGAAGUUGGGAUAAGACAUUGAAAUAUUGGGAUUUAAGAUCUCCUCAACCUAUUGGCACAGUACAAUUACCUGAACGUUGUUAUAGUAUGGAUUCCUUUGGACCUCUAUUAGUGGUUGGAACUGCGGAAAAACAUAUUGCUAUUUUUGAUUUGAACAACCCUACUACUAUUUUCAAGCAAACUACUUCUCCUCUUAAAUGGCAAACAAGAUGUGUUACUUGCUUUACUCAUGGCAAAGGUUAUGCUGUUGGAUCUAUCGAAGGACGUGUUGGUAUACAAUAUAUUGACGAUAAAGAACACUCGAAAAACUUCUCCUUCAAAUGUCAUCGCGACGAAGCCAAGAAUGUAUUCUCUGUGAAUGCUAUCAGUUUUCAUCCUACGUACGGUACUUUCUCUACGGCAGGUGGUGAUGGUACAGUUAGUUUUUGGGACAAAGAUUCGAAACAGCGUCUGAAAGCUUUCUCAAAUGUGAAUGGAACUAUUCCCUGUACAGCAUUUAAUCGCAAUGGAAAUAUUUUCGCUUAUGCUGUUAGUUAUGACUGGUCCAAGGGAUACAAAUUUGCCAAUCCAUCAAGUCCUCACAAAAUAUUCCUACAUGCUGUUCGUGAUGAAGAUAUUAAGCCUAGGGGUACUAAGAAACGAUAGAUUCAACUUUAUUUCUCAUAUUAUACAAAUCCUUAUCAUUUUUUCCUUCAUUUUUUUUUUAUUAUCCUCUUUAUCACACACUCAUUUUUUUUUUCUUUAACUCAAAUCAUAUCCAAAUUUAUUUUUUUUCUCCCUCCUCCUCCCCCCCUUGUUUACAUUUGUUUGUGGAAAACAACUAUUCAAAAAUAAAACUUUAUUAUUUCUCAUCAUCA